AUGAUCAAUUAAUCAAAAUUAAUCAAAAUUAAUUUUGAUAUUGAAACAGAAGGACUAAUUUUAUGUAAAUGUCAAAGUUGUAGAAAAAAUCCUAUUAAAACUAUUACAGAUUAUAUUCAUUUUCAUGAACCUUUUUAUGAAGCUCUCAAUAAAUUUAAUAAAUUAGAUCAUUUUACACAAUUAUAAAAGUUUUCUUAUAUAUUUAAAUAGACAGAGGAAUAGAGCUUUGUUGAGCAAUCAAAUAGUUCUGAUUUAUAUUUUGAAUAGAUUCUUAUAACCUCAGAAAAUUUAUAUUUAAUUAAUAAAUAUACUAAAGCAACAUAAUAUGCAAAAAAUACACCUAUUUAAAUAUAAGAAUUUAAUACUUAUUAACAUAUUGUUUAAUUAUUUGAAGAAUUUAUUCUUUAAGAUAAGGUUUACUUUUUAGAUUUUUAUGAAACUAAUUAAUUUAUGAUAAUUUUUGGCAAACUUCUCUUUGAAGAAAAUACUUUAGAUGACUUUGAUGAAUUAAAUAAACAUAUUUAAAUUAGAUUUCAACAAAAAACUUAAAGAAUAAACUUUUGUUAACAAAGGAAUUUUUUCCCAUUUGAAGAUAAUCCAUUAUUGUUUUAUCUUAUUGAGAAAGAUCCUAUUUAAAAAUAAAUUGUAUUAUAUUAUGAUGAAGAUCCAAAAGAAAUUUAAAUAGAAUUAAAUUUAUUUUUAAAUAUUUUCUAAUAAAUAUUUUAAUGUGAAGAUUUUCAAAUUUUCCGUGCUAUUCUAAAUUCUAAAUCUAAUUAAAAACUUGAUUCAUUCAAGCCUAAUUGCAAAUAUUUUAAAUAUAUGUUGACUGUUUUUAUAAUGAUUUAUGAACAAUAAACUCUACAAGAAUAUAUCAUGAUUAAUGAUGAAACUAGUGCUAGAGCAUUUUGGACUUUACAUUAAGCAAACGAAUUUUCUAUUUAAUUAUAAAUAAAUAAACAGUAUGUUAAGACUACCUUUGUUGAAAUGCUAGAAUAGGCUUAAAAUAAAUCUACAACUGUUACAAUUGCUAUCAUAGAAGAACCUUAUUCUUAUUAAGGAAUUUUAAAUUUAUCAUAAGUAUAAACCUUUUUAUCAUUAUUUUUAGUAAAUAUCAGACAUUUAGUAUUAUUUUAGAUCAAAUAAAAUUAUUAAACAUUCCUUUAUUUCAAUAGUUCUAACGAUUUAAUAAUAAUAAAGGUUGAAUUUUUAUGUUCAUUUAUAAAAAUCUUCGUAACUUCACUUCCUUAAAGUACUUUUUUAUUCAAUUUAUUAAGAUUUAUACAUUAUCAAACUAUGAAGAAUUAAAUUAAUAAAUAUUGAAAGUAAUCCUAAAUGAUGAUGGCAUAUUUAUUUAAUAGGUUUAUAUUGAUGUUUCCAGACAUAAUAUGUUUUAAGAAUAUAGUGAAAUUACCCUAGGAGCUUUUUACCAUUUAGUUAUUAAAAAGAAUUUGAAGUCAGAAGAGGCUAUGACUAAUUUAAUUUACUCUUUAAUUCCAUAUAGCCUAAUUUUUACACAAUUAGAAUGA
Molecule: messenger RNA, 1526 nt
Organism: Paramecium sonneborni
Lineage: Eukaryota; Ciliophora; Oligohymenophorea; Peniculida; Parameciidae
Source: the annotation of a GenBank genome assembly